Molecule: messenger RNA, 1926 nt
Organism: Amaranthus tricolor (Joseph's coat)
Lineage: Eukaryota; Viridiplantae; Streptophyta; Magnoliopsida; Caryophyllales; Amaranthaceae
Product: cation/H(+) antiporter 15-like
Exons: 2
Coding region: 40-1815 (591 amino acids)
Biological process (GO): regulation of pH; proton transmembrane transport
Cellular component (GO): membrane; endomembrane system
Molecular function (GO): antiporter activity
Source: RefSeq, a predicted model, not a curated record
ACUCAGCAAGAGGGUUUUCUAAAAACCGUUGCUGUCAUCAUGUCCAUCAUCGGAUCCAUCUUGGGUAUUGUAUUCGUAUCUCGAAUUCUCCUGUGGCGAAUCCUUGUUCCGGAAGAAAAAGCUGUCACAACUGUACCUGAAACUGGAGAACCAUGUGUGAACGAAAUGCACCUGGGUAUUAUUUUUGUUGUGUUGCUUUUGUCUACCCUGAUAAGCGAGAUUGUUGGGCAGCAUUAUUAUCUAGGACCUAUAGUUUUUGGAUUGUCUUUACCAGAUUCAUCACCUCUAGGUACUGCAGUUGUGUCAAAGUUGGAUACCUUUGUUUCUGGGCUGCUUUAUCCUACAUUCCUAGCCAUCAGUGGAUUGAAGACUGACAUUUUUAGUGUCAGUUUCCAGUUAGCAUGGAAGACAGCAGUAAUAGUUUUCAUUGGAGUAGUAGCUAGGUUUGUGGCAGUGAUGGUACCAGCAAUGCAAGGUAAAAUACCAUUUCAGGAGGCUUUUGUUCUUGGCCUCGUGAUGAACACCAGAGGCAUCACUGAGCUAAUCAUUUACAAUUUGUUCUUAGAAGAUGAGAAAAUGUCGAGUCAGGACUUCACUUUGCUGGUAAUUUCCUCAGCGUUGGUGACUGCAAUCAUAAGCCCACUAGUAAAACUCUUGUAUGAUCCUUCAAGUAGAUACGCUACAGGGAGGAGAAUGACCAUCCAAAAUCACAACAAAGAUGGAGAGCUGAGAAUGGUGCUGUGUGUGCAUCAACACAACAAUGUCCCUACCUUAGUAAACAUUUUAGAAGCUUCAAAUGCUUCGGAGCAGAACCCUAUAGCAGUAAUAGUCAUCGUCCUAGUGGAAGUAGUUGGUAAGUCUGCGGCUAUGCUCUUAGCGUAUAGGCCUCAACGAAGCCUUGAGCCAAGCAGCUCGAGUAAUAACCACAUUACCAAUGCUUUCCAGCAAUAUGAAAGGCAAAAUGAAGGGAAAGCCUCCGUACAGGUGUAUACCAAUAUGUCCCAUUUCGAUGCCAUGCAUGACGAUAUACGGAGGGUGGCAGCUAAUAAGAGAGCUAAUUUCAUAAUCUUGCCAUUCCAUAAGCAAUGGGCUAUAGAUGGAACAGUGGGGGCAGUGAACCAGCCCAUUCGGGAGAUGAACCUGAAGCUACUAGAGUGCAUUCCAUGCUCACUUGGAAUUCUUAUUGAUCGUGGUCCAUCAAACAAUUCCUCUUCAUCUCUCAACAGCAAGUCGGUCUACCAAGUUGCCGUGCUCUUUGUUGGAGGAGCAGAUGAUACAGAAGCACUUGCCUACGGAACAAGAAUGGUCAAGCACCAGAGAGUAGUAGUCACAGUCACCCGAUUCCUUCUCUUGGGUCAAGAUAAUAAAGGAAGAAAGCACGAAAGUGAAACCAUUGAAGAGUUUAGAAAGUCUAAUUCUGGAAAUGCGCGAUUUUUAUAUCAGGAAGUAUCGGUAACAGAUAGUACUGGAUUGACUGAAUAUAUAAGAAAUAUGGAUAACUAUGAUUUAAUAAUUGUCGGAAGAAGUCAUCCCAACUCACCUCUUUUACUAGGACUCCACGAGUGGAGUGAAUGUCCAGAGUUAGGUGUCAUCGCCGACUUAUUAGCCUCCCCUGAUGGUGAGACAACAUCAUCUGUAUUGGUUAUACAACAACAAAAGAUGACUGCAACAACUAACAAACUUAUCAACCAACAAUCAACCAGAAAUCUAUUUAUACAUGACGAACAAUACUCUGAACGAUCAUCCAUUGAUAGACUAAGUGUACAUUCUAGUCCGUCGGUGGCCAUAUCAAUAGAUAUUGACAAAAUAAGAUGAUGAGCAGUUAGUAUAAACUCAAUUAGCCAAUUAGAAAAAAAAAAAAAAAAAGUCCUAGAAUUUUCAAUUUCUAGGUUGAAGUAGCAUAGGAUGACAAUCCAAGAGUCUAGG